Molecule: messenger RNA, 8397 nt
Organism: Chlorocebus sabaeus (green monkey)
Lineage: Eukaryota; Metazoa; Chordata; Mammalia; Primates; Cercopithecidae
Gene: AMER1
Product: APC membrane recruitment protein 1
Biological process (GO): regulation of canonical Wnt signaling pathway
Cellular component (GO): plasma membrane
Molecular function (GO): beta-catenin binding; phosphatidylinositol-4,5-bisphosphate binding
Source: RefSeq, a predicted model, not a curated record
GGAGCUACCCAAAGCCUGGGGAAGGGGAGUCAGUGCUGGAGGUGACUGGAGCCGCGGCGGCGGCGGCAGCAGCUGCGGUGGCGGCGCUCUCAGCUGCGGCAGCCGAGGCUGCAGCCCGGCCCAGGGCGGCUCAGCGGACAAUAACCAGGCUAGGAACCUGACCUGGCCGGACCGCACUGUGAUGCUUCCUGACUGAUAAUGUUAUAACAGUGCCUGGAAGCCUGAGGCUGAAUUUCCAGCUGGACGUACCUCAGUUGUCCCCAUCAUCAUGGAGACCCAAAAGGAUGAAGCUGCUCAGGCCAAGGGAGCUGCAGCCUCUGGGAGUACCCAUGAACAAACGACAGAAAAAGGAGCCAAGAACAAGGCAGCUAAGGCGAUAGAAGGACCAACAUCAGAGCCAUCCUCAUCCGGCCCAGGUAGGCUGAAGAAAACUGCCAUGAAACUCUUUGGUGGCAAGAAGGGUAUCUGUACUCUGCCUAGUUUCUUUGGAGGGGGACGGAGCAAAGGUUCUGGGAAAGGCAGCUCCAAGAAAGGUCUCAGCAAGAGCAAGACCCACGAUGGCCUGAGUGAAGCAGCCCAUGGCCCUGAAGAUGUUGUCAGUGAAGGAACUGGCUUCUCCCUGCCUUUGCCUGAAUUACCCUGCCGAUUUCCCAGCUCUCAGAGUGCCCAUGGGGCUUUGGAGACAGGCUCCAGAUGUAAGACGUCUGUGGCUGGAGCCACAGAGAAAGCUGUGGCCGAGAAGGUUCCAUCUAUGCCCAAGCCAAAGAAAGGCCUAAAAGGCUUUUUUAGCAGUAUCCGCCGUCACCGGAAGAGCAAGGUCACUGGGACUGAGCAAAGUGAGCCAGGGGCCAAGGGGCCUGAGAGGGUCAAAGCCAGGCCUCAUGAGCAUGUGAGCUCAGCCCCUCGGGUGCCCUGCCCUGAGGAGACCUUCCAAGCCCCUAGAAAGGAAAAUGCUAACCCCCAAGAUGCCCCUGGGCCAAAAGUUUAUCCAACACCAGAGCCUUCUCCACUAACCACUGAGACAAUGGCCUGUAAAGAUCCAGAAAAACCCAUGGAGGCCUGUGCCUCAGCACAUGUGCAACCCAAACCUGCCCCUGAAUCCAGUAGCCUAGAGGAACCCCAUAGCCCAGAAACAGGGGAGAAGGUAGUAGCAGGAGAGGUAAACCCACCCAAUGGCCCUGUGGGGGACCAGCUGAGCCUCUUGUUUGGGGAUGUGACAUCCCUGAAAAGCUUUGACUCAUUGACAGGUUGUGGUGACAUUAUAGCAGAACAGGACAUGGACAGUAUGACAGACAGCAUGGCCUCUGGGGGCCAGAGAGCAAACCGAGAUGGGACCAAGCGAAGUUCCUGCCUGGUGACCUACCAAGGAGGUGGGGAGGAGAUGGCCUUGCCAGAUGAUGACGAGGAGGAGGAAGAGGAUGAAGAGGUAGAAUUAGAGGAGGAAGAAGAGGAGGUUAAGGAGGAGGAAGAAGAUGAUGACUUAGAAUAUCUGUGGGCAACUGCUCAGAUGUAUCCAAGGCCCAAUAUGAACCUGGGCUACCAUCCCACCACAUCCCCAGGCCACCACAGCUACAUGCUCCUUGACCCAGUUAGGUCUUAUCCUGGCCUAGCCCCUGGGGAACUUUUGACUCCUCAGAGUGACCAGCAAGAAUCCGCCCCCAAUAGUGAUGAAGGUUAUUAUGACUCCACCACACCUGGAUUUGAGGAUGAUUCAGGUGAGGCCCUGGGGCUUGUCCGCAGGGAUUGUCUACCCCGAGACAGUUACAGUGGAGAUGCCCUAUAUGAGUUCUAUGAGCCAGAUGACAGCCUUGAGAACUCUCCACCUGGAGAUGACUGCCUUUAUGACCUCCAUGGUCGAAGCUCUGAGAUGUUUGACCCCUUCUUAAACUUUGAGCCCUUUUCUUCCUCCCGGCCACCUGGGGCAAUGGAGACAGAGGAAGAACGGCUAGUGACCAUCCAGAAACAGUUGUUGUAUUGGGAGCUUCGGCGGGAGCAGCUUGAGGCCCAGGAGGCACGCGCCCGAGAAGCUCAUGCCAGGGAGGCCCACACCAGGGAGGCCUAUACUCGAGAGUCUCAUGGCAGGGAAGCCUAUGCCAGGGAGGUCCACACUUGGGAAGCUCGUGGCAGGGAGGCCAGAACCCGAGAAACCCAGGCCCGAGAGGCUCGUUCUAGAGAGACUCAAGUCCGAGAGGCCCAGGCCCGGCAGGAGAAGCCCGUCUUAGAGUAUCAGAUGAGGCCCUUAGGCCCAUCAGUGAUGGGCCUGGCAGCAGGGCUAUCAGGGACCUCUCAGAUUUCCCACCGGGGAAUUACCUCAGCUUUUCCUACCACUGCAAGCAGCGAGCCAGACUGGAGGGACUUCCGUCCUCUUGAGAAGCGUUAUGAAGGAACAUGCUCCAAGAAAGAUCAAAGUACCUGCCUAAUGCAGCUCUUCCAGAGUGAUGCCAUGUUUGAGCCAGAUAUGCAAGAAGCAAAUUUUGGAGGAUCUCCCAGGAGGGCCUACCCUACUUAUUCACCCCCUGAAGAUCCAGAGGAAGAGGAGGUUGAGAAGGAAGGAAAUGCCACUGUGAGUUUCUCACAGGCCCUGGUAGAGUUCACCAGCAAUGGGAACCUCUUUUCCAGCAUGUCCUGCAGCUCUGACUCUGACUCAUCUUUCACUCAAAACCUCCCUGAGCUGCCUCCCAUGGUGACCUUUGACAUCGCUGAUGUGGAACGGGAUGGGGAAGGCAAGUGUGAAGAGAAUCCUGAGUUCCACAAUGAUGAAGAUCUUGCAGCCUCCUUGGAAGCCUUUGAGCUGGGCUACUAUCACAAACAUGCCUUCAACAACUACCAUAGUCGAUUCUACCAAGGCCUGCCCUGGGGUGUGAGCAGCCUCCCUCGAUACUUGGGACUGCCUGGCCUGCACCCUCGACCUCCACCUGCUGCUAUGGCCCUCAACAGGAGAAGCCGCUCUCUCGACACUGCAGAGACCCUGGAGAUGGAGCUCUCCAAUUCCCACUUGGCCCAGGGCUACCUGGAGUCUGAUGAGCUGCAGGCCCAGCAGGAAGAUUCAGAUGAAGAAGACGAAGAGGAGGAAGAAGGAGAAUGGAGCCGAGACAGUCCACUUUCCCUCUAUACUGAACCCCCAGGGGCUUAUGAUUGGCCUGCUUGGGCUCCCUGCCCUAUUCCAGUGGGGCCAGGUCCUGCCUGGGUAAGCCCUAACCAGUUGGACAGACCUUCCAGCCAGUCUCCAUAUGAGCAGGCAACCUGUUGCAUACCUCCUAUGACCACGUCAAUGUCACUAUCAGUGCCAGAGUCAAGGGCACCUGGGGAAUCCGGGCCUCAGCUAGCUCGUCCCUCACACCUACACCUGCCCAUGGGCCCUUGCUAUAACCUCCAGCCACAGGCCUCCCAGAGUGUGAGGGCCAGGCCUCGAGAUGUGCUGCUGCCUGUUGAUGAGCCCAGUUGCUCUUCCAGUUCUGGAGGCUUCAGCCCCAGUCCUCUACCACAGGCCAAGCCUGUGGGCAUCACCCAUGGCAUUCCUCAGCUGCCCAGGGUCCAGCCUGAGCACCCCCAGCCUCAGCUCACUCACUAUGGACCUUCCAGCCUUGACCUGUCAAAGGAGAGGUCCGAGCAAGGUGCCUCUCUUGCCACCAGCUACUCCUCCACUGCCGUGAAUGGAAACCUAGCCAAGUAGUUAUCAUCAGUUCUGGAGUAGAGGCACGGGGCCUGAGCAUGUGAAUGGGGAUCAGGGGUUGGGCAGAGGGGUGGGGGGGUGGGGGUUGCUGUUUAACUUGAAAACCCUUUGGGCCAAGGAAAACUCCUAUGAGUUUUCACCUUGGUUUUCCCACUUCCCUCUUCUGCCAUCUAUGGCCACGUUCAACUCAAGUGCAUCUGCCCAGGGAGGCUGCUGCUGCUACUGCACUCCAGUUUUUGCUUUUGAGGUUUCUUCUUGUGACCCCAUGCUGGGUUUGGGAUGCUGUAAUUUUGUGCCUAUUCCAGUUGCCAAGUUAGUGAUUAUAUAUAUAUGUAUAUAUAUACACACACACACACAUAUAUAUAUAUAUGUAUAUACAGACACACACACACACGCACACACAUAUUUAGCAUGCAUCCUUGACACAGGCUAAACCUUUAGCGCUCCCUUCCCGUUUCCCCCAGUGAAUGAUGAACCACUGAUUAGCUGCCAAGUCUGCAUUGCCUCCCACUUGGGGAAGUGGGGCUUAUUUGCUAUUAGCAAUGUGAAAUUAUGGUACAGAUCCUCCCCACCCCUAUUCCUUCUAGCCUUGGCAUAGCUGCCAUCAUUAUAUCAGAUGACUAUAAGCUAUUCAUCCCAGCUAGCUGUCCUUAGGAUCAAGUAGCAUGUGUCUCACAGCCUAUCACUGUGGACUUCGGCAUCAUGACCAGAUGGGGGCCUUUUAACCUGUCCUGCCAUAGCUUGGGUUAAAGACAAAAACGCUAAUCCCCUUGAUGGAGCGAUAAAAUUCAUCCAUUUGCAAACAGAAGACAAAACAAAGUUCUGUUGUGGACACUGCCAUAGAGUCUUGAGCUCUGGAAUGAUAGGAUUUUUUUCUUUCUUUCUUUUAAGCCUGUGACUACCUGAGUUGCAGAAACUUUUGAAUUUUUGCUCUUUUUUCCUCUAAAGGAAGUUUUCAUAAUCUCAUCACAAGGAACUUGGUCUUUUAAUUGAGAUAAGGGAAGAGAAGCAACCUAAAUUAGGCUUGACUAUAGGGGCUGGGGUUUUUGUGGGGUGUAGGGGAAAGAUAGAAAAUGAGGGUCCUUUUAUCACAGCCAGCAAGAGAGGGGAUUUCAGACUUUGCAGAGCUUGAGGUAUCUCAGUUUCUUAAGAGGGAAAACUACUCCCUUCUCAAGCCUCCCAACACAAAAAGUUCCUUAAGCCUUGCCCACCCCAUCAUUUGAACUCUGCAAUAAGGCCCCAGCUUUGCACUCCCAAGACAGGAUACCAAAGGCAUCUCAGCUGCUGUUCUGGGCCCUUUAAAGAGCUUUUAUCUUCCAAUUAGCCAAGUCCUCAGCAUCAUCAAAGGACAGGGCUUCUUGGCAGUUGCAGCCCUUUAUGGAAUGAAUGGCACCCUCCCUUCUCCUGCAUCCAUGCAGUUUUCAUGUUAAACUAGGUUGGAAAUACUGGUGGAGAAGAGCUUGCUGUCAGGAAGCCACUGGAACAGGCUAAUCUUGCCAAGCCCAACCUCUCAUUAGUCACCUAUAGGAGAGGGUUCCUUUUACAUGUCUUUAUUGGAAAUGGCAUAUGGAACAUUUUUUGCUUGGCUGUGUUCACUCAAAUUAUGAUUAUUGCACCUCCACCCCCACAUCCCACCGUCUCCAUGCCUGUUGAGAGAAGAAGUCAACAGGGUUCUUGCCAUUCCUGAGAUACAGCAUUUUAGCUUGGAAACAGAUGCUGUUUGCCCUCUAAGUCAAGUUGACUUUGUGGGCAAACUGUUUCUUGGCCAGGGGAUGUGUCCAUGCUGGUCUUUGUCACCAUUUCUCAGAUUGGGGUUGGCCGUUACUCACAAAUUAUAGCAGACCUGGCUGGUAGAAGCUGCACCCCUGGAAGCACCACAUGAAUUUGCAUGGCACUAACACCACCACUCAAGGGACCCAGACCAGCUCUUCAAGCUGACUUUGGCUACAGAUACAUUGUGAAGAAAUGUGUCUAUUGUGGAGCUGGAGAAUGAAAGAGGGUGAGGAAGGCCCUCCUUACCCCAAGCACAGCAUUCCAAGAGAGAAGUGCCCAAAUUCCAACUUUCUGGCCUCUUACCAAAGCUGCUCUGGGACGGUGGGGCUGAAAUUGGCCUGGCUGUUUGGCAGGAAGUAAACACUCACCAAAUGCCUUUACAACAGGGAAAAACCCACCUCUUGCCUCUUCUUUCAGGGCAGCUUGAGCUCCUGUCUACAUGUGGACUGUGCCAGCCACAGCAGGCAGUAGAGCCAUCACCAGCCUCCAGACCCUGCUGGAGAAGGGCCACCAGCCUAUCUGGGAAGAGAAAAAGGAGGUGGUCAACCUUUGGCUAAGGGCUGAGAGCUGCCCUCAGGGUUAGGAAGGCAGCAUGAGGCAUUGUCUCUGAGGGGCACUGGCAUAGCCCUGACACAUUUGAUGGGCUUUGGAGGGUCACACACCACAGAGUAGGGCCUGGGGCUGAGUGAGAGUUCAUGGUUUGGACAGCCUUGCUGCCUGCAAGUCCCUUCACUGCCCUAGCCAGCCCAGGGAUAGGAUCCUUACCACCUGAAGUGGGGCAGCCAAGAUAUGUGGCUGCAGAAGCAGGUUCCUUUGAAUCUCUAGCGCUAAGCAGUUUAUGGCUGAAAUCCAACUGCAGCCUUGAGGAGGAAGGAAGACCUGUCUGGGCACCCAUGGUGAUGACAGCACAAGGUGACACUGGGAGAGCCAGCCAAGCUUCAGGCCUGUUUCCAAACACAGACCAGUGCUGACUUGGUUGGCAGCAAAUACGCCCCAGACCACUAAAACUGUUGAUAUCAUGUCCACACCUCCAAGACUAUGACUAAAUGAACACCAUGUCUCCAUUGCAAGGUCCUAGAAUAACGCUUUUGGAUGUGACUUUAAGAGAAAAUGGGACUUAGUGAAAGCAGCUGCCUUCAUCUUGUUACCCAGUAGGCCUAGUGCCAGACAGCUGUGAUCCUGAGAAUUCCCAGAUGAGACUGAUCCUUGGAGAACCAGUGAAUGUGGAUAGAGAAGGCUACCUAGUAGGCCCCUCCCAAGGCCAGGAUGCCAGUUUCUUGGUGCUUUAGCGUCUCCAAGGAAGCACUGCCUUGGGGCCCAGUUCAAGCCAGCCUUACCUAUCUGGCCUCAACUUGGGUACCAGGCCACAAGACUGCCCGGAUAAUGGGUUCAGUAAACACCCGUCUCUCUCCCUCCUUAGUCCUAUGACAAGAAGGGAAGUAGCUUCACACACUCAGGAGGCUGGGUAUGUACCCUUCAUCCUGCUGCCAGCAGCUUUCCUUACCUGUGCCAGUGCCACCACCCCACCUGCCCUCAGCCCCCAGGCCCAGUUGCUAGAGGGAGGCAUGGGGUUUAGCAGGGAGACUUCAAGUUUACCCAUGUGUAUGUUGCAUUCAAGUUGUUUUUAAUAUAUAUAUAUAUCAAAAGUCAAUUAUCUAUUUUUAUAUUGUUUGCAUUUUAUAUUCAUGGAAAACAAUGUUUAUCAAUUGUUCUUUUCUGAUUUAUUUUUAAGCGGUGCUGUUUACAGUUUUAAACAAAACAAAGAUGACACAAAAAUUGCUGCUGCUUGUGCAGAGGGCUGGCAUCUCAACUGCCUAGGGCCCUCCCUCUUUCCCCUCUCCCUACGUUAGCUGUAUCACACUGUCCAUUCCCUCCCCUCAUGACAGGGACAGCAGAAGAUGCCCAGGUACUGAAGACAAACGCCAGGUGACUCAGGCGUGUGGGACCUGGUAGACAGCUUGUCAUUUUCUGGCUUUAUUUUAUGUUUUUCUUUCUUUUGAACCCUCCUUCCCCAUGUCUAGACCUUCUGAGAGUACUCAUGUGCCUUUUUUUUUUUUUUUUUUUCCUCUUUAUGUUUUGUGCUUUUGUUUUGAAAUCAGAGUGCCCAUGUUGUGCUAUUUGUCUUGUUGAGUUUCUCCAAAGGAGCAUUUUGGGGACAUUCUCCACCAAAUGGGGAAGGCAGGGGGUUUCAACCAUGUCCCCUUUCCCCGAGAAGCUGUGGGAGACAGAUGACAAUGAUGCUUGCACUAUCAGGAAUUUACCAUCUCGUUGAGGAAACCCUUGCAUAGGACUUCCUAGGAGCUCAGUUGAUUGUGACAUUUGCCCAGAAGAGGCUUUGGGGAACUCCUUCACCCCUCUUGCUGCUUUGGGGGAAUAUCUUCCCCUACCACCAUUCCCCCUCCCCUGCCCUGCUCCAGCUCACACAUGGAUGGUACUUUGGGGAACAGUGACUUUCAGGGUGAUGGCUUGCUGGCCUGAUCCCCAACUUUCCAAUCCUAUAGUCACUCCAAAGAAGAAAAUCCACAUGGUAUGUAUAUGUGUGAGGGUUGGGUCUAUCGAGAGGUGGGACUUUAAUUAUUGUUAUUAUUAUUGGUGCUUAUUUUUCCUGCUGUAUAUGGGGGUGGGGGUGGGGGAAUAAAACAGGAAUGUAUAUUUAGGUCAUGUUAAAUAAAAUGGCUGGAGGAAGGAGGGAAGAAAUUAGGAACUGCAGUACAUCAUCACCCCAGGUGUAAGAGUUAUUUCUCUCCCAGUGCAGAAAGGGGAGUGUGGCCCCUGGCUGUACCUGAGCUUCCUCUUCUCCAUCCCUGAGACAUCACAGAAUCACCUGGGUUCUGACCUCUCCACUUCUAGCUCUCACUGACAUCUGGAUAUCUGGAUGCACUGCCUGUUUGUAACAACAUCUUUGCUGAAUGCUAAUAAACUUCUGGGUUCAAGAGGGAACCCCUCAGUCA